AUGACUUGUUUAUAUGCAUUUCAGAUUGUUUUACAAUCUUUUUACGAUACACAUGCUAAUAAUCAAGAGGCCCGUCAUGAAACGGGAGUGGAACCAGCGGCCAACAUCGACAAGGUCAAACGAAUUGUAGUUACAAACGAAGCAAGCAAUAAGACUGUGGCUUUUAAUGUAGAUGUGAAUGACUUCAAGCCUUGCGGCAAAAUCAUGAUUUUGGAUAACGUACCCGAAGAAUUUAAAAUCGAUAUUAAAUUUGAUGAUGGAAAAGAAAGUUCAAUCACAUUGAAACAUUCUAUUGAAGAUAUUUUAAAAGUAAGUUUCAUUUUACAGCAUUUUAUAUUGCUCUUAUUUUCAAAAUUUUUAAUUCUUUCACUUUUUUAAUUUCAAUGGCCAAUAGCCUGUAUAGUAACAGCCUAUGUCAAUAAACUGCAAUUUGCUUCUUUGUAGACCCUAAAGCGUGAUGUCGCUUUUCCUAACACCUCGUUAUCGCUUCGUUUCGUUACAAAAACGGAAAUUUUAACUCCACGCAAACACAACUUUAAAGAAUCAGGGUCUCAAACAGAUGAUACAUAUCACACUAACGCAAGUUGUCAAGUAAGUUUACCGAACAAUAAAUUUCAAAUUUUUUUAAAAUUUUCAAACUUUCAAACUAGUUUAAAAACUUACUUAUCUUUGAAUUAUAAAUGUUUAGACUGAUAGUACAUCUACAACUGAUAAAACUUCCACAACAGAAACUUUCCUUAACAAUGUGGAGACUCAAACUGAUAACGAAGUGUUUAACGAAGAAAAGAAAAAAAUUUUUAUUGAAGGCGGUGGCCCUGCUUUUCCAACGGGUUUAUAUAAAAAUUUUGAAAAAUCAAGUCGAACAAAGAAGAAACAGUAAGAUUUUUUAUAAAAACGUUAUUUAAUCGUAAAAAUUACCAAAUUUCAUAUUUAUACGCUUGUUUAUAAUACUUAAAAAGGUAAACUUUUAUUUUACUUACAGCACGAUCAAAAAACAUUGCCACAACGUUGUCAUUGCCCAUUGAUAUUACCAAAUACAAAAUGGACUUUUUGGUCUCACAAACAGAUAUAUUGGAUAUAAAAAACAAGUUAAAACUACUAAAUAAACAACAUAAAGAAGUUCGUUUUGAAUCAAAACGACAGAGAAGAUCAAAACGAGAGUUUAAAAACGUAGGCAUACAAAAGAGUACUAGACUGAUAUCGACAGACUGCCAAACUGAGAAUCUAAACGACAAAAACGAUGCACUGUUAUCUGAUAUGGAAAGCAAACUAUAUGAACAAAAUCACGUAGACGAAAAGUCAGUAACGUCAAGUAGAAGUAAACGCUCGAGCAUAAGCAAGUCAAUUGAUCAAACUGAGCCAUCAACAGCUAGUACAUCGGGACCAGAAGACAGCGAUGGUACAACUGUUUCUGAAAGCGACACGGAAGACGGUUUGUUUUUAGUUUAACUCAUAAAUUUUAAAGUAUUUUGUAAAUUUUUUUUACUUUUUAAAACGGCAUUUUACAUUCAAUUUAACUUAAGAAACCUCGACAGAGUAUUCAUCUUCUGGUAGCACAGUAAAAACGGCAAAAAAUAGCAGUGAUAAAUCAUCUACCAGCUCGUCGAUACAUACUGAUAUAAACGUAGAUUCGGGUCGAAGUUAUCUUGAAAGUGUAGCCAGCUCUUCGUCAUCUGAAUCGAAGUAAGUAUUAUGAUUUCACAUAGUUAAUUUAAUAAUUUGUAAAUUGGUUUACGUUUAAUUUUAAUGAAAAAAACUUUAAUGCUUAAUUAUUUUAGACAUAUGUCGCCAACUUCGGCUUACCUCCACAAACUGCGAAGUAAUAUACUGAAGCAUCGUACUUGA
Molecule: messenger RNA, 1845 nt
Organism: Bursaphelenchus okinawaensis
Lineage: Eukaryota; Metazoa; Nematoda; Chromadorea; Rhabditida; Aphelenchoididae
Source: the annotation of a GenBank genome assembly